AUGUUGAGAGGUGGGCGUGGUGGCCGCCACAGUCCAGAGCUGUAUCCUCAUACUCUGAAGUGUUCCAACGCAAGUGACACCAGUUCAGCAUAUAGCGGUAGUGACACUAUGACAUCUGUUCAUAGCUCCUUAGACAUGGAUAUGGAGGUAGAUCUGUCUGGUCUCCUUGAGUCUAUAGUGGACUCUGAUGAAGAAGAAGAUUUAGAAGAAACUAUGGACAGUCUCACUGUUCGUGAUCCAGUCAGAGAAUGUCUCGAAAAAGAUCCCAGUGAAAGAACUGAAGAAGAUAUUGAGAUUCUUUUAGAAUUUACUCAACAUUUAAAAGCAUUUACAAAUAUGACACUUACUGUACGAAGAGCAUUAUGUGCUGUAAUGGUAUUUGCAGUUGUAGAGAAGGCAGAGACAAUUGUAAUGCAAGAUGGAGAGGAACAUGACUCCUGGUCAGUAUUAAUUAAUGGACAUGUUGGUAUUGAACAUCAAAAUGGAGAAGUUGAAUAUCUGAAUGUUGGUGACAGUUUUGGGAUGGCUGAGGCUACCCUUGAAAGGCUGUACCAUCGGGGUGUUAUGACUACUAGAUGCAAUGAUUGCCAAUUUGUGUGUGUUACUCAAACAGAUUACUACCGUAUUUUACACCAGGGAGAAGAAAAUAUAAAACGUCAUGAAAACGAAAAUGGAGUUGUGGUAUUGGUAACAGAGUAUAGGGGUGCUGCAGGUGAAUCUGGUCAUCAAGAUGGACAUGUAGUAAUAAGGGGAACCCCUGAACAUUUGAUGUUACAACUUAUUGAAGAUAAUUCACGUGACUCAACAUAUGUAGAAGAUUUUCUAUUGACUCACAGAACAUUCAUUGAAAAUCAUUUAGUAGUUGCCAAGCAAUUACUUGCCUGGUUCUCAGAACCAUCUGUACGUGAUAAGGUCACAAGGGUAGUGCUGUAUUGGGUGAACAACCAUUUUACUGAUUUUGAAACUGAUCCAAAUAUGAUGGAAUUCCUUGAGAAUUUUGAAUUGGCCUUGGAGCAUGAGAAAAUGGAAAGCCAACUGAGACUGUUAAAUAUAGCUUGUUCAGCUAAAGCUAGAACAAGAAGUGUUACUUUGUCACGCCCCACAAGAGAUGAGCCGCUUAAUUUUACUAUUCUAGGGGGAUAUGAAAGGGGUUAUGGUAUAUUUGUAUUAAAAGUUGAAAAACAUUCUAAGGCUGAGGAAGUGGGCUUGAAAAGAGGUGAUCAGAUACUAGAAGUUAACAGUCAAUCAUUUCAACAUGUGAGUCAUGCAAAAGCCAUGGAAAUUAUUACAGGAUCUACACAUCUAAGUAUAACAGUAAAAAGUAAUUUCUUAGCUUUCAAACAAAUGUUACUCAUGCCAGAAAAUUCUCCUAGACAGAGGGGAGGUACAAAUAUGGUCAGAUGGCAAACAGAUCCAAGAGCAAGACUUUCAACAGCAGAAUUACUUAGCGAUGAUCCCAUCACCCUGACCCCAAUUUUCCAAUCUCCAAUAAAGAAAACGCAACCAGAAAUAAAUGUUAAAAAAGAACCACAAAAAGGAUUUAUGACACUGGGUCCAAAAAGACUUCAUAAGGCUUUAAUGAAAAUGAAUAUUCUGCCAAAAAAUACCAUCACUGAUGGAUUUCACAAUGACGACAGCAUACUUUCCAAUACAGAUGCUUUAAACAAAGCAAACACAAGCACUUCAUUUUACAGUUCCCACAGUAAUCCAGAUCUUAUUUCAAUUUGUUAUGAUGAUUAUCAGUCAUCUGAUUACCCUGAACAUGUGCUAAAGGUGUAUAGAGCUGAUCAAACUUGUAAAUAUUUACCAGCUCAUAAAGAAACUACUGCCAGAGAAGUAGUAAUGCUUGCCUUGCGAGAAUUUGGUAUUACAGAGCCAAGUUCAAAUUUCUCCCUCUGUGAAGUUUCUGUUGCACAAGGAGGAAUAAUUAAACAGCAUAGGCUACCUGAUCAGUUACAAAACCUUGCAGAAAGAAUCGGAUUAAGCUCUAGAUAUUAUUUGAAAACAAAUGGUAUUAGUGAAACUUUGGUACCUGAUGAAAUGGCUCCGGAAUUACUCAGAGAGAGUGUUGUACACUUCUUGCAACUGAAUGCUGUGGAAGUCGCUGUCCAAUUGACAUUACAAGAUUUUUACAUAUUUCGACAAAUAGAGAGUACUGAGUAUGUGGACGAUUUGUUUGAACUAAAAAGUAGAUAUGGUACACCCAUGCUAUCACAAUUUGCAGGUUUGGUAAAUAAAGAAAUGUUUUGGGUCGUAACAGAAGUGGUUAAUGAGCAAAAUCUCGUCAGAAGGUCUAGAAUCAUAAAACAAUUUAUAAAAGUUGCAAGGCAUUGCAAAGAGUGUAAAAACUACAAUUCUAUGUUUGCUAUAAUUUCAGGGUUAGGUCACGGUGCAGUUUCUAGACUUAGAAUGACCUGGGACAAAUUACCUACAAAAUACAUUAAACUGUUUACUGAUUUACAAUCAUUUAUGGACCCCUCUAGGAAUAUGUCCAAGUACAGACAAUUAAUUACAGCUGAACAAGGCAGAUCACCUGUCAUUCCCUUUUAUCCUGUAGUCAGGAAAGAUCUGACAUUUAUUCAUCUUGGAAAUGACACGAAAGUGGAAGGUAUGGUAAAUUUUGAAAAAUUGCGCAUGAUAGCCAAAGAGGUAAAGACACUCACUAAUAUGUGUAGUGCUCCAUACGACUUGCUAACAUUACUGGAAUCCGGUAAACAACCUCCUUCCAAUGCUAUGGUGGCAUUGAACCAAUUAACAACUGGAGUUCAACAAGGCCAAGUUACAGUAAAAAGAAGAAAGAAGUCCUCCAAUGUGCCAAAUCCAAAAAAGAUGUUUGAGGAAGCCCAAAUGGUUCGCCGGGUAAAAGCAUACUUAAAUCGCAUGCAUGUGGAAACUGACGAGGAAAGACUUCACGCUCUGUCUUUAGAAUGUGAAGGUUCAGGUCCGGCACCUUCCCUGCCACGCCGUCGGCACCCAUCACCAUCUCUCUCUACUACGAGCAGUGCAUCGUCGGCCAGUGAAAGUAAAAAAGGCUUCGCAGGAAAUAAAUUUGGAGCAGCCUCACCUCAAGCCGUGAGAAAGUUAUUGGCUCUAUCCGAACCUGCCAAAACCCGUCCACACCAGCCGAGACCUCCGCCACCCCCAGGACCUUCCCCGUGCUCUCAUAGAAGAGACGGAACCGUGGCGGGAAUUUGUUGUUCCCGCGCCGCACACGAGAGAUCGCACUCGGACACGCCUACGCCGCUGCCCGUUGAUUUAUCAGCGGAAAGUAGCAGUGUGACGUCUUUAAUAAACUUGCCAUUAAGAAAAACGGGAUCGGCCACUUCGAGCGACAGCGGGCACGGGUCGUGCACGACGGCGAACUGCGUUCGGCCGAUACCUCCUCCGCGAAUGCCUUACACGCUCGCCGCUCAAGUGGCUCGCAUCGAUCGCCUGAACCGAGCUCAUUCGCACGAAGGUGUCACUCGUUCUUACGAUUACUAUCACGACGCGCCAGAUGACGAAGACGACGAUCAACAAGUUUCUGCAGUGUAA
Pieris macdunnoughi is the source of this 3534-nucleotide messenger RNA. Lineage: Eukaryota; Metazoa; Arthropoda; Insecta; Lepidoptera; Pieridae. The record is from the annotation of a GenBank genome assembly.